Messenger RNA from Hippopotamus amphibius kiboko, 4535 nucleotides. RefSeq names its product cytochrome P450 2W1. NCBI's taxonomy places the organism in Eukaryota, Metazoa, Chordata, Mammalia, Artiodactyla, Hippopotamidae. Gene Ontology annotation, biological process: xenobiotic metabolic process. Bases 252 to 1802 code for a protein of 516 amino acids. The transcript has 9 exons. Gene Ontology annotation, molecular function: heme binding; oxidoreductase activity, acting on paired donors, with incorporation or reduction of molecular oxygen, reduced flavin or flavoprotein as one donor, and incorporation of one atom of oxygen; iron ion binding. Gene Ontology annotation, cellular component: cytoplasm; intracellular membrane-bounded organelle. The record is from RefSeq and is a predicted model, not a curated record.
ACCACGCGGUGCUCUCCCCAGCAAGGCCAGGGCCGGGGAGGCCCCAAGCGCGGGCCGGCCCCCGCCGCAGCCUCGACCCCACGUUCCACGCAUGCCUGCUGUCGCUUUAAGCCGCCUGGCUGUCCCCUGCAAACUGCUCAUUCCACAUUCUCGGGGUGGUGGGGUGGGUGGGGUGCCGGCACGCCCUCCCGGGAGGCCUAUAAGGCACAGGGCCCAGGAGGGGGGCUGGGGCCUCGCCGCGUGCUGUCCUCAUGGCCCUGCUGCUCCUGGGGCUCCUGGGGCUCCUGGGGCUCUGGGGGCUGCUCCGCACCUGCGCCCGCACGCCCGGCCCGGCCCCCCGCUGGCCCCCGGGGCCGCGCCCGCUGCCGCUCAUCGGGAACCUGCAUUUGCUGCGUGUGUCUCAGCAGGACCAGUCGCUGAGGGAGCUCGCGGAACAGUACGGGCCCGUGUUCACUGUCCAUUUUGGGCGCCAGAAGAUGGUGGUGCUGACCGGCUACGAGGCGGUGAGGGAGGCCCUGGUGGGUACCAGGCAGGAGCUGGCCGGCCGGCCUCCCAUCGCCAUCUUCCAGCUCAUCCAGGGAGGCGGGGGCAUCUUCUUCUCCUCCGGGGCGCGCUGGAGGGCUGCCCGCCAGCUCACGGUGCGCACCCUCCACGGCCUGGGCGUGGGGCGGGCACCCGUGGCCAGCAAGGUGCUGCAGGAGCUGGAGUGCCUCACGGCGCAGCUGGACGGCUACGCAGGCCGGCCCUUCCCGCUGGCCGUGCUCGGCUGGGCUCCCUCCAACAUCACCUUCGCGCUGCUCUUCGGCCAGCGGUUCGACUACCGGGACCCCGUGUUCGUGACGCUGCUGGGCCUUGUUGACGAGGUCAUGGUCCUCUUGGGGACGCCCAGCCUGCAGCUCUUCAACAUCUACCCCUGGCUCGGGGCCCUCCUCCAGCUGCACCGGCCCGUCCUGCGGAAGAUCGAGGAGGUGCGGGCCAUCCUGAGGACCCUCCUGGAGGCACGGCGGCCCCACACGCCCGGCCAAGGGCCCGCACAGAGCUACCUGGAUGCCCUCAUCCAGCAGGGCCAGGGAAAAGACCCCGAGGGCCUGUUUGCCGAGGCCAACAUGGUGGCCUGUGCCCUGGACAUGGUCAUGGCCGGCACGGAGACCACGUCUGCCACGCUGCAGUGGGCCGCCCUCCUGAUGGGCAAGCACCCGCGCGUGCAGGGCCGGGUGCAGGAGGAGCUGGACCGCGUGCUGGGGCCUGGGCGGCCCCCCCGGCUGGAGGACCAGCGCUCCCUGCCCUACACCAACGCCGUGCUGCACGAGGUCCAGCGCUUCAUCACCCUCCUGCCCCACGUGCCACGCUGCACGGCCGCCGACACCCAGCUGCGCGGCUACCUGCUCCCCAAGGGCACGCCCGUGGUGCCCCUGCUGAGCUCCGUGCUCCUGGACGAGACGCAGUGGGAGACCCCCCGCCAGUUCAACCCGGGCCACUUCCUGGACGCCGACGGGCGCUUCGUGAAGCGGGCGGCCUUCCUGCCUUUCUCUGCAGGCCGCCGUGUCUGCGUGGGGGAGAGCCUGGCCAGGUCGGAGCUGUUCCUGCUGUUCGCGGGCCUCCUGCAGAGGUACCGCCUGCUGCCCCCGCCCGGCCUCUGCGCCGCCACCCUGGACACCACGCCCGCCCCAGCCUUUACCAUGCGGCCGCCGGCGCAGACCCUGCGCGCGGUGCCCAGGCUGCAGGGCGCUGACUGCAGGAGGCCUGGCCCGACUGCGGGACAAGCCCCAGGGCCGGGAGGGUCUGAGUCCCUCCUGGCGUGAGGUGCUCAGCAGGGGACGGCGGGCGGGCGGGCGGCCCCCAGCUGGGCUCUCUGCCUUGACCGCCGCGGGCUGUGUGCCCCGCCCCCUCCCUGAGAGCCCCGCCCAGGCCCCACCCCGCGCUCUCUCUUCCAGGCCCCGCACCACGGGGCAGAGCUGGGUUCCCUCCUCCCUGUCCCCAGACCCUGGGGCAUCACUGUUGCCUGUCUGCACCCGGCCCCCUGCCCCAGACCCUCCAGGGCACCCCCUCACGGGUGCAGCGCCCCCUCCCCACCCUCCCACAGGCCUCCCCACUGCCUCCUCUCCCACAGCCCCCCCACACCGUCCCCAUCUGGCUCCCCUGCCCAGGGGGACGGUGUGACCCAGGAGACCCAGGGCCAGUGCCACCAGGCAACACCUGCCAGGCAGGGGGGGGCCACCCGCCUGCAGUUGGGGUGCAGGGAGAUGGCAGGGGUUGCUGGGCCCCAGGGCAACACCCACCAGAGGCCAGCCUCAGGCCAGCAUUCCCAGCUUGCUCCGUGCCGUGCCAGGCCCUGGGCCCCUGGGGCCCCUGCAGACCCACCCCAUUCUCAGAGCUCCCUGAGCCCUGGGGCAGCCACAGAGAUGCCCUUCGCAGGAGACAGGCCAGCCACCUAGAGGGCAGCAGUGGGGCUUGGGCGGGAGUCUGCGGGGAGGCCACCUCCACGAGCCUUUUCUCUGGUCCAUUCUGACCCCCCACUCUUCUUCCACAUCUGCCCCCGGACCCUCCCCCUGAGCCGACUCUCUGGGUGAAGGUCACCUCUCCGAGGAUGAGAACACAGGGACCAGCAGGCAGUGGGCGGAGAGCCGGCCGGGGCCCCAGACAUGGCAGGAGGUUAGCGACAGUGGCGGAUUCUGAACAAAGAGCUGAGGUCACACCCAGGCCUUCACAGCGCCUCCCCAGUGAGCUGGACGCUGGAGCUCGGAGCGUGCCUGCGGGACUGGAGGGAGGCACAGGGCUGGGGGCAGGCGGGAGAAGCCCCUGUUCCCAGCCGGGGGCCGGGGGGCCUUCCUGGAGGAGGGUGGACACCAGGGAGCAUCAAAUGAGCACACGUUAAAACGUCUGACCACACUACGAGUCGGUGACCACGCCACGCGUUGGUGACCACGUGGGGAGGCUGUCCCGGGGCGUGCACUGGUGGGCAGGAUGGGGUGGGGCGGGCAUGGCCCAGGGCUUCCAGUGCAAAGCACCCGUAACAAGGAGCCCGGCGCUCCAGAGGGCAAGCGGGUGACCUAGGACACACCAGUCAGCACACAGUCUCGGGGCGGGAGGUGGGGCCUGGGCAGGGCUGUGGCCACGGAUGCUCCGGGCUGCGCUGACGUCACGCUGGGCCCUGGAGGUGGAGGGGCUGCGGGCAGGGCAGCAGGGGCUUGCUGUGUCCUUCUCUUCUUGUGGGUUUGGAACACCUGGCAUUGAACACGGGGCGGAAGGAGCCUGCCUCGCCCGGGCACAGCUGCAGCACCGAGCACCAUCCUGCAGGGCGGGGCAGGCAAAAUGCUCCGGAGGCCACGGAGCCGCCCCCCAACCCCAAGCUGCUGUGGGAAGAGACUCGGCGUCCUGGCAGUGGGCCCUGGUGGGAGGAGGCGGGUACGGCUAUAAGGAGGGAAAAUGCGGGCACCGCACAGCCCCUGCUCCGGGCCGGGGACCCAGCCCAGGAACCGCAGCCACGGGGCCUCCCAGGGUGUCCUGCUCGGCCCAGGCGCUGGCCCCAGAAACUAAGGCGCUUACUUUCUAACGUAUAAGAACAGGCAUCAAAUGAACCACUUCCAAAGGUGACGGUUUUCUCAGAAGAACCCAAUGGGCUGCUUGACGUUUUAGGGCAGUUAUUUUAAUUUGCCAAGCACAAAUUUAAAAAGCCACCCUGCUGGAUCGGAGGGGUAGAUCCUGGCAAAAAAAAAAGUAUAAAAAAUGUGCUGUUCUGGGAAGCCCGGCCCCACAGGUGGAGUUGGUGGCUUGAAUGCGGCCAAGGGGGCGGGGGCGCUGGGGGGCAGAGGCCCCAAACACGUCUGGGAAUGACGGCGGCCCCAGGGGUGUCCUCACAGGUGAAGGGAGUCAGGGAACCCUGUUUCUCGGCUGAGGCUCCAGUGGAGACGGGUCUUGGCUGGGGGGACGUGCCUGGGGCGUCCGACGGCAGCUCCACCCCAUGACCUCCGCUCUGUGACCUCCACGCUCCGUGGCCCGUCUUGCGGGCCUGGGCUUCCCGCCAGCACCCAGGCAUCCUGCCACCGCAACUUGGUGCCCUCAGGUGGCUGGCUGCCUGUCACCUGCCCCAGUCGCACCUCUGCCCCCCAUGCCCGUGGGUGGUCACCCUGUGUCCCGAUGCAGCUCUCAGGUGGGCUGAGCAGAGGGCUGGUGUGAGCGAGACCCUCACCCACCCCGGUCCAGGGCUCGGACCCCACCGUCUCUCGGCCCCGGAGAGCCGAGCCCACCUAACCUCUGGGCACACCGAUCCCCUUCCCCUGACACAAAAUCAAUACGUUCUGCCAAGUUUGACGUCUGUCGUCUGACCCAUGAAACCACCCCUGGACCCGCCUGCCAGACUCACACAGUCUGAAAGCUUCUUCUUCAGUGAGGCACGCGGGGUGAGGAACCGGGACGGCAAACAUCUGCCUGGCCCCCCCGGCCCUGGGGCUGCCCUACCCCAACCAAGAGGCAGAGGCCCCCGCCACGUGCUCAGACCGACCCCAGAUGGCAGCUGAUGGGCCAGUCAUCUCUUU